Molecule: messenger RNA, 990 nt
Organism: Dermacentor andersoni
Lineage: Eukaryota; Metazoa; Arthropoda; Arachnida; Ixodida; Ixodidae
Product: vacuolar protein sorting-associated protein 26C
Biological process (GO): intracellular protein transport
Source: RefSeq, a predicted model, not a curated record
CCAAGCACAUCCAGCUGUUGGCGUCUCGUCUGAAGUGUCUGCAGUGUUUCCGUGCUCACGCCCACAGAGUGAAAAACUGCUAGUUCCCAUCAUGACUACGUUGGACAUUCGGCUGAAAAAAGUGAAUAAGGUGUACCACGAAGGCGAGACAGUGGCUGGAGUUGUGAUAGUGGAAAGCAAGACUGAAACCAAGCAUGAGGGCCUUACGUUGUGGCUCGAGGGCACUGCCAGCAUGCAGCUCAGUGCCAAAAAUGUCGGCAUCUUCGAGGCAUUUUACUCGUCCGCCAAGCCCGUGCAGCUUAUUGGCUACUCGCUCGAGAUAGCUAAAGCUGGCCGCCUGCCCGCUGGCCGCACCGAACUGCCCUUCGAACUUCCCCUGAGACCUCGACCAGGCCGAACAUUGUACGAGACUUACCAUGGAGUCUUCAUCAACAUCCAGUACCUCUUGCGAUGUGAGAUGAAGAGAUCACUGCUGAGCAAGGAUGUUCAGAAAACACUUGAGUUCAUUGUUGAGUUGCAGGAAGGCGCCGAGAAGGCAACACCAGUUCCAGUUAACAUCAACAUAACACCAGAGUCACUACAGAACGUUCGAGAUCACUCGAGAGUGCCUCGGUUCCUCAUCAAAGGACGGAUUGACAGCACUUGCUGCUGCAUCACCAAGCCCUUCACUGGAGUGCUAUCAGUGGAAAACUGCGACUCUGCCAUCCGCUCCAUCGAACUCCAGUUAGUGAGGGUGGAGACAUGCGGCUGCGCUGAGGGCUACGCCCGUGAUGCCACUGAGAUCCAGAACAUCCAGAUUGGGGAGGGCGAUGUGUGUCGAGGCAUCGACAUCCCUAUCUACAUGGUUUUUCCAAGGCUCUUCACCUGCCCUACACUCAUCACCAACAACUUCAAGAUAGAGUUUGAAGUCAACAUUGUGGUGGUGUUCGAAGAUGAUCACCUAAUGACCGAGAACUACCCAAUAAAGCUAACUAGAUUUUAAUAUACUGA